Messenger RNA from Meloidogyne enterolobii, 1943 nucleotides. The record is from the annotation of a GenBank genome assembly. NCBI's taxonomy places the organism in Eukaryota, Metazoa, Nematoda, Chromadorea, Rhabditida, Meloidogynidae.
AUGUUAAAUCAACUAAACAGACUAAUAAAAAGAAAAAAGCCUUUAAUUAUACAAAUAAAAUUAUUUUUUGUAUUUAUUUUAAUUAAUUUAAUUCCAAAUUUAUUUUUUUGUAUUCCAAUAGAUAAUGGAUUAAUUGAUUCUGAAUUAGUUAAAGAAUGUGGACAAAACAGUACAGUAGAUGUUGUAUUGUUAUUAGAUGGAUCUGGCUCAGUUGGGGAUUCAACAUUUAGAUUACAAACACAAUUUGCUAGACAAUUAGCCCAAUUAUUAAAUAUAUCUGUUAGCGGUUCUCAUUUGGCUAUUAUUCAAUUUUCUGAACAACCACAACUGGAAAUUGCGUUAAAUCAAUAUACUAAUUUACAACAAUUAGAAGUAGCGUUGCAAAAAAUUAAAUUUAUUGGGGGUGCUACAAAUACAGGCCAAGCAUUGCAGUUUACAUUAGAUACAGCUUUUCAAGGAGCUAGAGGGGGUUCUGUGCCUAAAGUAGUUAUUGUCUUAACUGAUGGACAAUCACAGGACGAAGUAGCCGAGGCAGCUCAACGAUUGAGGGAUGCCCACGUUCUAGUCUACGCUAUAGGAGUUAGUAACCUUGUAAACGUUCAACAACUACACCAAAUGACAGGAAACGUGCUUAGAGUAUUUACAGUAGAAUCAUUCGACCAAUUAGAUAGAGCUUUAGCUGAUGCAUUGACUUGGGAAAUGUGCCGGACAGAUUUUAGACCUGGAACCCCCGAUAUAAUCUGUGCUUCAGACAAAAUAGGUGUUAGGGCAUCUACUAAAAAGCCUUUUGAAGGAUACGUGUUUGUUCAGAAUCAUUUUAAUCAGCCAGAAUGCCGUGCUGGACCUGAGAAUUUUCCUGAUUCGAGUAUUGGAAUAACCGUUCCAUUUACUAAUUGUGAUGUCCACAGAUAUAGAUCGUUAAGUCCAAAAGGAAUAUUUGUUGAAAUGACUGUUGUUUUUAUGUUCCAUUCUGUUUUUAUGACAAAAGUAGACCAAAUGGUUAAUAUUAAAUGUUUUUAUAUGGAAGCGGAAAAGUCUGUGACUGUUCCCAUGGAAGUUAGCCAAAUAACUACACAAUUCCGCCAAAAUGUAUUUCAAAUGCCUAGAUGUGAAUAUACUUUAAGAAAAGAUUCUGCAGAAGGGCCAAUUGUACAGUUUGCAAUUUUGGGUAGUUUAAAAGGGUGGAAAAAUAAAAUUAAAUUAAAAAAAAAUAAUUUUCAAGGCCAACCAGUCUAUCACCGUUGGGAAUGUAUAGAAGAAGGAGGACAGGAUACUUUUGGAAUGCUUGUACAUUCUUGUUAUGUAGAUAAUGGAUUUGGGGAUAGAGUGGAUAUUUUGGAUGAAAAUGGGUGCGGAUUGGAUGCCGUUUUGUUGAGAACACCAGAUUAUGACACAAGUUUACAUUUAGCUACAAAAGAGUAUCACGUAUUUAAAUAUGCAGACAAGCCUGUACUUCAAUUUCAAUGUCAAGUAACCCUGUGCUUAAAAUUGGAUGGAGGCUGUGCAGGAAUUUCUCCCCCAAACUGCCCAGAGACUAAACCUAGACAUUUAAAUGAAUUACAAACAAUUAGUAGACGUCGAUCUAAAUCUAAAGUUUUUACUAAAAAAUCGAGACGUUCAAAUCCUGAAACUAUGGAUGUUUUUACUAAACCGAUGAUGAUAAUAGACGAGCAAUUUAAAGAAUUAACAGAAGAAUGCCAACAAAAUCCUUCCAAAAAUACAUCAACAAAUAAUAUUUUAACAAAUUUACUGCCUCAAACAGAAAAACAAAAAUGGAUAUUGCUUGCAUUUAUUUCUUUAUUUAAUUUAUUGGUAGCUGGAUUAACCUUAACGUGUUGGCUAUGUUGUAAAUUGGGAGGAGCUACAAUAAGGCGAAGAAAGGGGAAAUGGACGAGGGAAUAGAGUUGAGUGAAGUGAGGGGGGAUAAUUUGAAAGGAUUUUUU